UUAUCUUAUCUAAUAACAUUUUGUAAUUUAGUGUUAUUUUAAACUUCUUUUUGUUAUUAAUUUUUCUUAACAUUAUAUUAUUGUGUAAAGAUAGGUUUAAACGAGUUGAAUAAAAAUUAAUUCAGCAUAAUUACACAUAAUCAAAAAAGGAAAUAGUUUUACUUAAUAAUGCUUUUUACAAAAAUCACGUUGACAAAAUCACAUUUUUUACAUCUUACCAGGUGUUUGAUGAGUAACAAUAAAGCAAUUGCGUGACAUACAUCACACGUGUCGUGCGGCGAUAUUAACCAAUUGCGAGAAAAAGGCAUUACGUGAGGGGACCAAGAACGAAGAAUGGGUGCUUUCCGAUUUUUUCAAGUCAAUUUACGUCUAUGGUGGUGGGAAAAACGCGAGUAUACUGUAGCAAAGGUUUUUUCAAAAUGUGCAGCAGCUCAUCCGAAUAAAGUCGCUUACAUUUUCGAGGACAAAGAAUGGACAUAUGAACAGUUGGAACACUACAGCAAUCGUAUGGGACGUUACUUCCGAACCAGACCAUUUUCUCACUUUGACAGUAUAGCUGUCUUUAUGGAGAAUCGUCCUGAAUACAUCGCUACCUGGUUGGGUCUUAGCAAAGCUGGUUUCGUAGGAGCUUUAAUCAACACGAAUCUUCGUCGUGAUGUACUUCUGCAUAGUAUUAACGCUGCCGGUUGCAAAGGUAUCAUUUUUGGAUCGGAACUCAAAGAUGCGAUUCGUGACAUCAAAGAUAAAAUACCUGACAUUGAGCUUUAUCAAUGGUCGGAGUUGGCGGACACGCCGAUUUUGGAAGGUGCAGUCGAUAUUAACAAGAAAAUCAGCACCAUUGAUUCUGGACCUCUCUUUGUUCAACUGGACCAUAGCAGUCCCCGAGAUAAAUUAAUUUACAUCUACACAUCUGGCACGACGGGAAUGCCAAAGGCUGCUGUUAUCAAUAAUUUGAGGUUCAUGUUAAUGACAUGUGGCGUAAACUCAAUGCUUAAUCUACACUCUGACGAUCGAAUUUACAAUCCUUUGCCUCUUUAUCACACCGCAGGUGGCAUACUUGGAGCUGGUCAAGCACUUAUGGGAGGCGUCACUGUCGUGCUUCGUAGAAAAUUCAGUGCGUCUAAUUAUUGGUCGGAUUGCGUUCAUUAUGAAUGUACUAUUGCACAAUAUAUUGGAGAAAUCUGUCGUUUUCUCCUUACAGUCCCACCAAGCGAGUAUGAUACUAAGCAUAAAGUGCGUCUAAUGUUCGGAAAUGGUUUGAGACCGCAAAUUUGGGAAUCUUUUGUUAAAAGAUUUGGCGUGAAGCAAAUAGGAGAGUUUUAUGGAGCCACUGAAGGAAAUUCAAAUCUUGUCAACAUUGACAAUAAAAUUGGUGCUGUUGGUUUUAUACCAAGAUAUCUUUCCGCCUUGUAUCCGGUUGCAUUGUUGAAAAUUGAUGAAGAUACGGGAGAGUUAUUGAGAGGAUCGGAUGGAUUCUGCAUACCCUGUAAACCUGGUGAGCCAGGUAUUUUUGUGGGCAAAAUUAAUCCAAAGAAAGUGAUAAAUGACUUCAGCGGCUAUGCAGACAAAAAAGCUUCAGAGCAAAAGAUUAUACAUGAUGUCUUCGUGAAAGGCGAUCGCGUUUUCAAUUCUGGUGAUAUUUUAGUAAUGGAUGAACUCGGAUAUUUUUAUUUUAAGGACAGAACUGGUGAUACGUUCAGGUGGCGAGGUGAAAAUGUUGCUACCUCGGAAGUAGAGGCCGUCAUAAGCAAUGUGAUUGGUCUCAAAGAUGCAACUGUAUUUGGUGUUGAGGUACCCGGGAACGAGGGUAAAGCAGGAAUGGUAGCUAUAUAUGAUCCAGAAAAUUCCUUGGAUUUGAAAGGAUUGGUAGCAAAGUUGAAGAAAGUUUUGCCAAACUACGCCAUACCUCGUUUUAUUCGUAUCCUGUCAGAACUGCCUAUGACUGGAACUUUUAAAUUACAAAAAAAGGAUCUUCAGCAAAAUGGUUUUGAUAUUAAAAAGGUUAAAGAUCUAAUUUAUUUCCUCAAUAAUGAUACUUUUAUAAAGAUGACUGAUGAACACUACAAUAAUAUCAUUACAGGAAAAAUUCGAUUAUAAUUAUUCUUUGCGGCAUACUUUCUUAGGAAGAAACGUUCUUUCUAAAACAAAGUAAAAUAGAAUUUUAGACAUAGACUGAAACGUUUUUUAGAAUAUUAAAUUUCCAAUACAUUAGUGGAUUAAAUUAUUAUUUUGUGGACCAACCUAUCGUCGUGUCUUUUCUCACAAAUGCGUUUGUGAGAAAGCAUAUAUUGUUUCGAAAAGAAAUAACAUAAGAUAUUUUCUAUUAGAAUAAUUAUGCCUAAGAUAUUUUCUAUUAGAAUAAUUAUGACUAAUACUUUACAAUUUAUGAAUUAUUUGUAUAUCAGAUUUAUGACAAUGUGAUGAAUAUAUUCCAGUGCAAAUUGUAAAAUAGCGUAAUAGACGAUAAUUUACUCAAUGUUUAAGAGAUGAGAGAGAGAGAGAGAGAGAGAGAGAGAGAAUAUUUUUUUAAAAAGUUAAAUAUAAAUCUUAAUGUAGUUAUAGAACAUUUUUUCAGAUGGUAUUCUUUGUUUCAUCUUAUUUGAAUUUAGAUAAAUUAAAUUAAGCACGUUUAUUUUGUAAUUGCAAAUUUUGAACGUCAAAUUUGUCAUCAAAGAUUUACAAAAAUUUUAUUAAAUAAUGCAGGAAUUUUAACGGAUAUAAAAGAAAUAAUAUAAUGUAGAAAUCUUAACAAAAUGAAAGAAAAAGGAUUUAUGAAAGUAUUUAUGAAAAUGUAACAAAAUUAAUGUUUUGUCCAUUCAGAUUGCAUUGUUAAUUAAUAUACAUCUUAUUAAGUUAUCUAAAUACAGUAGCUUACUUGUUAAGAUUUGAAACAUAUACUGUGCUGUAAAUAAUUGAAAUUGAGUUUCAAAUUGAAACAUCGAAGAUCUGCACAAAUGCAACAGUCGAUAUCAAACAGUUUCUUCCUCUGUAGAUAAAGAUUUGUAAUUAAUACUCGUCAGGGCCGGGAAUUUAUCAGAAUUCCGAGUAGAAUUCUUUUCCGAUUAAUCGAAGGAGUGAGAAAUGGCUCGAAAAACUAUUAAAAAUUGUACUUUAUUUUACUGAGAAGCAUAUUUAUUGCUAUUUAUAACUGCACAAAUGUUAAUCGUCGAACGGCAUUUGCUCAUAUAAAUCUAUUUUCCAUUUCAUUCAAUCUAGGAUUUUAGUUAUAUUACAAUGAGUAUAGAGAAUUGCGAGGCAAUUUAAGUGGCUUUACCUUAUCAUUGAUUUUAAAUACGUCUUCAAUCUUCUCAAAAUUGAAAAAAGUGCUCAGCAGUGCAUGACGUUGUCAAAAUUGUGUAAAUUCGAAACUCUAAUCAUUUUGCUCACUGGCAAAUUUUCUUUUAAAAGUGUCACAAUAUUUUUCAGAAUAAUUAUUUCGAAUUUUCUUUGUUUUCUUAGUUUUUCUUUGUUUUCUGUUUUAAAGUAUCUGUAAGUUUACAAAAAGGAUAACUUGAUAUCUUAAACACUUUUAAGGGGUACUUACUUUUUUCUUAUCUUGAUUGAUGUUUGUUUCAAAUUUUUGCAUAUACCAGUUUGAUCAGUAAAAGAACUCUAUAAUAAAUAAUUUUGGAAAAAGUUUGUCAAAUUGCAAGUGUGAAAAUUCCACACUUAUUGUUAGAUUAAUUCGAGUGUAAAGCUCUUUACACUCGAUAUAUAAGUUGCCAUCACUGAUACACGUAAUUAUAUAAUAUUAAUAUAAUUAUAUCUAUAUAAGUUAUUUGUAAUAUUGAUAUAAAUUAUCAAUAUACAUUAUUUGUAAGUUGAGCGAGGACGUUAAUUAACGUUAAAUUAAGUUUUGUUAAUUAGACUUUUUCAUGUUUAAAAGAUCCGUACAAUUGCAAAUUGUCAUUUAAUCAAUAUUACAUCAUAUCACAAAUUGAAAGUAUCCGCUUGCAAAUAGCAGCAAAAAUUUUGUUUCCUGUGCUUUAAUUUUUUUACGAAAUUACAAUAUCCGAAAAACAGCUUGAUAUAUUGACUGUGGGACUUAGGCUUUGUGCAGUCUAUUUUUUGUUUUGUAAUUCUUAUUAUAUAUAAGUAGCAUACGUGUGUUUCCGUAUAAAGUAGUUUAACAUAAAAUUAAUUAUUUACACAUUGUUAUCUUUGUUAAUCUAUACUAUUAACAAAUGACAAUAUUUUUUAGUCCCUGUGAAGGUAUAUGUAUACAUACUCAGAGAUGAUAUGUCAUAGAAUUGAUGUGACAUCUAUUUUUGAAAAUGUACGAUUGUUAAAUAAAACAAAUUUAUUGUAAUAAAAAUAGUUUUGACAAUA
Solenopsis invicta (red fire ant) is the source of this 4329-nucleotide messenger RNA. RefSeq names its product long-chain fatty acid transport protein 1 (gene Fatp3). The coding region runs from base 334 to 2097 and encodes 587 amino acids. The transcript is spliced from 13 exons. NCBI's taxonomy places the organism in Eukaryota, Metazoa, Arthropoda, Insecta, Hymenoptera, Formicidae. Gene Ontology annotation, molecular function: long-chain fatty acid transmembrane transporter activity; long-chain fatty acid-CoA ligase activity. Gene Ontology annotation, biological process: triglyceride homeostasis. Gene Ontology annotation, cellular component: endoplasmic reticulum. The record is from RefSeq and is a predicted model, not a curated record.